Messenger RNA from Erinaceus europaeus (western European hedgehog), 6305 nucleotides. It is a transcript of the gene THSD7B, whose product is annotated as thrombospondin type 1 domain containing 7B. The record is from RefSeq and is a predicted model, not a curated record. The transcript has 28 exons. Lineage: Eukaryota; Metazoa; Chordata; Mammalia; Eulipotyphla; Erinaceidae. The coding region runs from base 360 to 5174 and encodes 1604 amino acids.
GGAAGGGGGAAGGCGGUGAGCAGCUGCGGGGGGCGCAGAGGAGCAAGGUGGCUCCCCAAGGCCCCGCGCCCCGCGGCUUGGGGGACGCACCAGGCAGCCAAUCGCGGCGCAGAGGUGUACAGCAGAUGGCGUCCGACUGCGCCGUGCCUUCCUCCUCCUCUUCCUCCUCCUCCUUUCCCUUCAGUGCCGAGAAGCCAGAGUCGCCGCUGGGUUGCCAGACGCUGGAAUGGGUGGUCUCCGGACUCACCCCACCAUCUUUCUUGCGCUUGGGAAGCUCGGGGCUCAGCGGCUCCAGCAGGCAGCCGAGGCAGCUCGGGCGAGGCGGGAAUAGGCAAAUCAAGAGGUUGACAAUUUGAAGAAUGUUUCCAAAGUGUAAUCUGACUAUCACUCGCUGGCUAUGGAGAAGUAUGAGGAGGCUAUUUCUAUUCCUUUCUCUUUUGCUGUCCCAGAUAUCUCAUUUGGAAGGCAAAAGGGAUAGUCAGUUCAUCUGGAAACCAGGCCCGUGGGGAAAGUGUGCAGGAGACUGUGGGCCAGGAGGAAUCCAGAGCCGUACAUUGUGGUGUUUCCACUUGGAGGGGUGGACAAGUCACCUGUCAAAUUGUGAUGAGAAUAGCAAGCCUUCAAGGGAAAGAAGUUGCUUCCGAGUUUGUGACUGGCACAGAGAGCUCUUCCAGUGGGAGGUUUCCGACUGGCACCAUUGUGUGCUUGUUCCAUCUGCUCAUGGCCAUGCCAGACCAGGGACUACAGAGUGUGUGACAGCUCAGCAUGGACUGCAGCACCGGACUGUGCACUGUGUUCAAAAGUUGAAUAGAACCAGUGUUGCAAAUGAAAUAUGUGAACACUUUGCACCCCAGCCCCGAACUGAGCAAGCUUGCCUCAUUCCUUGCCCCCGGGAUUGUGUUGUGUCUGAGUUCUCACAGUGGUCCAAGUGCAGCAAGCACUGUGGGAAACAGGUGCAGCACAGAACUCGCACAGCUAUUGCUCCCCCUCUCUAUGGAGGUUCCCAGUGCCCCAAUCUGACAGAGUUGAGAACCUGUGAGGCUCCCAUUUCCUGUCCUCCUGGGGAAGAAAAAUAUACUUUUAGCCUUAAAGUUGGACCGUGGAGUAGAUGUAGACUGCCAAAUCUUAAGAACAUUAACCUAAGUGGAAGAACCGUUUUGGAAUUUAGCUCUGAUUCAAAAGAACAAGUCACCUUCAGACACCAGAGUUACAAAUCCCAUCAUCAUUCCCAGCCCUGGGACAUAGAAAUAGGUUAUCAAACCCGGCAGGUUUGGUGUACAAGAAGUGAUGGCAAAAAUGCUCUGUUAAGCCUUUGCAUGCAAGACUCCUUCCCUCUGACUGUCCAGUCUUGCAUUAUGUCAAAAGACUGUGAAACCACCGAGUGGUCCUCCUGGAGCCCCUGUUCCAAGACAUGUCGUUCUGGGAGUCUCUCACCAGGAAUUAGGAGCAGGAGCCGGAAUGUGAAGCAUAUUGCAAUUGGAGGUGGAAAAGAGUGCCCUGAACUUGUGGAGAAAGAGGCCUGCAUUAUCAAAGGAGAACUUCUACAACCAUGCCCCAGGUAUUCCUGGAGGACCUCUGAAUGGAGAGAAUGUCAAGUCUCUCUCCUGCUGGAGCAGCAGGACCCACACUGGCAUGUGAUGGGAUCCAUCUGUGGAGGAGGGAUCCAGACCCGAGAGGUGUACUGUGCCCAGAACACUCCAGCAUCCACUACACAGAGAACCAGGGAAGUUUCUAGACCAGUGGAAAAGGAACUAUGCUUAGGACCUGCCCCCCCAGCCUCUCAGCUCUGCAGUGUCCCUUGCUCUACAGACUGCAUUGUGUCUUCCUGGUCAGCCUGGGGCCUGUGUCUCCAUGAAGACUGUCAUGAUCCUCAGGGGAGAAAAGGUUUUAGAAUAAGACGACGACAUGUCCUCAUGGAAGCCACAGGACCUGAGGGGCAUUGCCCUCACUUAGUGGAAUCUGUUCCUUGUGAAGAUCCCAUGUGUUAUCGAUGGUUGACAACUGAAGGGCUGUGCAUUCCUGGUCAUGGAAAGUGUGGCCCAGGACAUCGUAUUCUGAAGGCAGUCUGUCAGAAUGAACAAGGAGAAGAUGUAUCAGGGAGCCUCUGUCCUGCACCUCGUCCCCCUGAGCGGACAGCCUGUGAAAUUCCCUGCCGAAUGGACUGUGUAGUGAGCAAGUGGACAGAGUGGUCGUCCUGCUCCCAGUCUUGCUCAAAUAAGAACUCGGAUGGAAAACAGACCAGAUUAAGAACUAUCCUGGCACUGUCUGGGGAAGGUGGAAAACCCUGCCCCCCAGGUCACGCCCUCCAAGAAUACCGUCCAUGCAACGACCAUUCAUGCGUACAACACUACUGGGAGACAUCGCCUUGGGGCCCCUGUUCCGAAGAUACUUUGGCAACUGCCCUCAAUGCAACGAUUGGUUGGAAUGAAGAAAUUACGUGUGGUGUGGGCAUUCAAACACGGAGAGUCUUCUGUGUCAAGGGUCAUAUGGGACAAGUAAUGACCAAAAGAUGUCCAGAUACUACACGUCCCGAAACAGUGCGCUCUUGUCUCCUCCCGUGCAAAAAGGACUGCAUUGUGACUGCCUUCAGUGAGUGGACACCCUGCCCAAAGUUUUGCCAACAAGGAAAUGCCACAAUUAAACAAUCUCGAUAUAGGAUUAUCAUCCAAGAAGCUGUCAAUGGAGGCCAAGAAUGCCCAGACACCUUGUUUGAAGAGCGAGAAUGUGAAGACAUCUCACUGUGCCCUGCAUAUCGGUGGAAGCUGCAAAAAUGGAGCCCUUGUAUUUUGGUUCCAGAAUCUGUCAAGCAGGGAAUAAUUGGCAGCAGUGAAGCCUGUGGACAGGGGGUACAAACAAGAGCUGUUUCAUGCAUAUCUGAUGAUAACCAAUCUGCAGAAAUGAUGGAGUGCCUCAAGCAGACAAAUGGCAUGCCUCCCCUUGUUCAAGAAUGCAUGGUCCCAUGUAGAGAUGACUGUGGCUUCACUGCUUGGUCCAAGUUUACACCCUGCUCUGCAAACUGUGAAACAACCAGAAGCAGAAGACGACAACUCACUGGAAAGAGCAAAAGGAAAGAGAAAUGCCAGGAUGCUGACCUGUACCCACUGGUGGAAACUGAACUAUGUCCUUGUGAUGCAUUCAUAUCGCAGUCUUAUGGAAAUUGGUCUGACUGCAUUCUUCCUGAAGGCAGGAAGGAAACUCAGCAAGGAUUAUGGGUGCACAGAGACAGUAAAGAAUGUGGAGAAGGCAUCCGUUUCCAAGCUAUUGCCUGCUUUGAUAAAAGUGGAAAACCCGUGGACCCCUCCCACUGCAGCAGCUCUGGUUAUAUUCAAGAGGAAUGUGUCAUUCCCUGCCCAUUUGAUUGCAAGUUAAGUGAUUGGUCUAGUUGGGGGUCUUGCAGCUCAUCUUGUGGGAUUGGAGUGAGAACUCGAUCCAAAUGGCUAAAAGAAAAGCCUUACAAUGGAGGUCGUCCUUGCCCCAAAUUGGAUCUCAAGAACCAGGUGCAUGAGGCAGUUCCAUGUUACAGUGAGUGCAAUCAGUACUCCUGGGUUGUAGAACACUGGUCUCCUUGCAAAGUCCACAAUGAACUGAGGUCCCAGCGCUGUGGAGGAGGAACGCAAUCUAGGAAAAUCAGAUGUGUGGAUGCUUCAGAUAAUGAAGGUAGAACAGUGGAUAGCAGCCUCUGCAACCAGGAUGAAAUGCCCCCAGAAACUCAACCUUGUUCUCUUCUGUGUCCCAGUGAGUGUGUCAUGACUGAGUGGGAACCCUGGAGCAAAUGCCCACAGUCAUGCAACACAGUGCAGAGAAGAACCCGCCAUCUACUGAGGUCCUCGCUGAACUCAAGGACCUGUGCUGAGGACUCACAGGUGCGACCUUGCCUUCUCAAUGAGAAUUGCUUCCAGUUCCACUAUAACCUAACAGAGUGGAGCACAUGCCAGCUGAGUGAAAAUGCUACCUGUGGGCAAGGGGUAAGGACCCGUCUUCUAAACUGUGUGCGCAGUGAUGGCAAGUCAGUCAGUGUGGACCAGUGUGAACAGCAUAACUUGGAGAAGCCCCAAGGAAUGAGUACCCACUGCCUGGUGGAAUGUGCCGUCAACUGUCAGCUCUCAGGAUGGACAGCUUGGACAGAGUGUUCUCGGACGUGUGGCCAUGGAGGUCGAAUGAGUCGGACUCGAUUUAUCAUUAUGCCAACCCAAGGAGAAGGACGCCCAUGCCCCACAGGACUUACCCAGCAGAAGACCUGUCCAGUGACCCCCUGCUAUAGCUGGGUACUUGGGAAUUGGUCUACAUGUAAAUUGGAGGGAGGAGACUGUGGGGAAGGAGUUCAGAUACGCAACCUUUCCUGCAUGGUCCACAAUGGUUCUGUCUCUCACAAGGGCAUUCAUGUAGAUGACACACUAUGUGGAGAAAGGACAUUUCAAGAUAGCAUCCUAAAGCAACCUUGUUCUGUGCCUUGUCCAGGAGACUGUCAUUUAACAAAGUGGUCAGAGUGGAGCACGUGUGAGUUAACCUGCAUUGAUGGGAGAAGCUUUGAGACAACGGGCCACCAGUCUAGGUCAAGGACAUUUAUAAUACAGUCUUUUGAGAACCAAGACAGCUGUCCCCAGCAAGUUUUAGAAACACGUCCUUGUACAGGAGGCAAAUGCUAUCACUACACAUGGAAAACAAGUCUAUGGAACAAUAAUGAGCGAACUGUCUGGUGUCAACGUUCAGAUGGCAUUAAUGUCACAGGAGGCUGCUCUACUCAGGCACGCCCUGCUGCUAUUCGACAGUGUAAUCCAGCUUGCAGAAAGCCUUUCUCUUACUGUACUCAGGGUGGAGUCUGUGGUUGUGAGAAGGGCUACACAGAGAUAAUGAGAUCAAAUGGUUUCCUGGAUUACUGCAUGAAAGUACCUGGUUCAGAGCACAAAAAAGCUGAUGUGAAAAACCUCGCUGGGAAAAGCAAACCUGUGAAUUCAAAGAUACACGAUAUUUUUAAAGGAUGGUCUCUUCAACCCCUUGAGCCAGAUGGCCGUGUGAAAAUUUGGGUUUACGGUGUUUCCGGUGCCAGUUUUCUUAUCAUGAUUUUCCUAGUAUUUACAUCUUACCUUGUUUGCAAGAAGCCAAAACCACAUCAAAGCACACCUCCCCAACAGAAGCCUCUGACCUUAGCCUAUGAUGGAGACUUAGACAUGUAACCUGGACGAAAAAAAAAAAAUCCAAAUGUAGACAUCAACUGCCUUAAUUGCUUUCUCUUUUGUAGCUCUCAGACUUCUCAGUUUUUUGAGGAAUCUCACAAUGUGAUAUAUUGGGCAGAAUACAACUACUGCAAAAGUAAUAUUGCCUCAACUUCAUUUGGACAUGGAGUCAAGGAUUAUUAGGUCUGCUAUUUCGCUUUGAAGUUUCUUGUGGGUGUGAGUGUUUAAACAAUUUUUUUUUCCAAUUUUUUUCAAGGGACCUGAAAACUUUUCUCUUUCAAUUUGGAAAUGGUAGGAAGAAAACAUGUUAACAAAUCCCCACAAACUUGAGUAAACUUUAUCUUCAGCAGCAUGAUGACAAUCCAAAAGAAAGUCAAAUCCAGGCAUUUACUGUAAACGAUGAGUCUGACACUGCAUUGCUAUGCACUAUAUUAGUGCAAAUCCUUAUUCUUCCCAUGCUUCAACACUAAGUUUUCUAGAGUUUACAUUGGUUCAAAGACUCUCAAAUUGGAUUGCCUAUUUUCAUGAACACAGAGAGAAUGUGUUACCAUUUCAGAAAUGCUCUGAGUUUUUACCUUUAAAUAUUGUAUUCUGUUUUGUAGCCAGGGUCUGAUGGCACUUCUUAGGUUGCAUCUGUUGAAAUAAAUGGAGUGUAUGUGAUUGUUGGACUAGGUGAAAGCUAGGUGAUUGUUUUGAAUGAACUGUGUACUGGAUGUUAGGGUGUACAAGUGAAGUAGGUGGUCAUGUUGGAGAGUGAGGUAAAUUUAUUUGGUUAACUCAAAUUGUAUUUUAGCUAAAACUUAGCCAUGUAGAUGGAGCAUUAACCAUACACAGUUGUAACUCAGUUUCGCGAUAAACCCUGCUUUUGUAAUUUCCAUUUCCGUAUCUAAAUAUUUAUACAUUCUUUUGUUUUAUUUAAUUAGGUGACCUCAUUUAAUAUACAUCAAACACCAAUCCUGUUUAUAGCAAGUCUUGCUUUUAUAAGGUUUCGGUAUCUAAACUAACACAUUAAAAAGUUGAGAUCAUUUUAUGAUGAUAAUUGUUUGUAAAUGUAGAUGUUGAAAAUAAGAAGGUGCCAUCUUGUGGUAAUGACUUGUAUUUCUAACAAAUAAAGUGCCCAAAAGACUGAGA